Molecule: messenger RNA, 3463 nt
Organism: Phascolarctos cinereus (koala)
Lineage: Eukaryota; Metazoa; Chordata; Mammalia; Diprotodontia; Phascolarctidae
Gene: CHRNA2
Product: cholinergic receptor nicotinic alpha 2 subunit
Biological process (GO): monoatomic ion transmembrane transport
Cellular component (GO): postsynaptic membrane
Molecular function (GO): transmembrane signaling receptor activity; acetylcholine-gated monoatomic cation-selective channel activity
Source: RefSeq, a predicted model, not a curated record
GGCAGCCCUGCUCUAGGGAGUUUCCCAAAGACUACCCUGGAAAAUUAGACUCAAGUUUAGCCCACCAGCAAAGGCCUGGCCACCCAACAAGUAAUCCAUUUUCUGAUCUGCUGGAGAAACCAGAUCUCUGACCUUCCAAAGUAUGGGUCGCCUCACCUUUAGACCUCCAUCCAUCACGAAACUUGUGGUACGGUGCUUCCUUUUGACAUUCCAUGUCUCAGCAGCUCCAGGAAAGCAUAGCUCCCAUGCUCUUGCUGAAGACCGCCUCUUCAAACACCUCUUUAGGGGCUACAAUCGCUGGUCGCGCCCAGUUCAGAACACUUCUGAUGUGGUGAUCAUCCGCUUUGGGCUCUCCAUUGCCCAACUCAUUGAUGUGGAUGAGAAGAAUCAGAUGAUGACGACCAAUGUGUGGCUGAAACAGGAGUGGAGUGACUACAAGCUAUGCUGGAACCCAACUGAAUAUGGCAACAUCACAUCGAUCCGGGUCCCUUCAGAGAUGAUCUGGAUUCCUGACAUUGUCCUCUACAACAAUGCUGAUGGGGAGUUUGCAGUGACUCACAUGACUAAGGCUCACCUGUUCUUCACGGGCACAGUGAAGUGGGCACCCCCAGCAAUCUAUAAAAGCUCCUGUAGUAUUGAUGUGACUUUCUUCCCCUUUGACCAGCAGAACUGCAAGAUGAAGUUUGGCUCCUGGACCUAUGACAAGGCCAAGAUCGACCUUCAGCAGAUGGAAAAGAUGGUAGACCUGAAGGAUUACUGGGAGAGUGGGGAAUGGGCCAUCAUCAAUGCUGUGGGCACCUACAACACUAAGAAGUAUGAUUGCUGUGUUGAGAUCUACCCCGACAUCACCUAUUUCUUCAUUAUCCGGAGGUUGCCUCUCUUCUAUACCAUUAACCUCAUCAUCCCAUGCCUCCUUAUCUCUUGCCUCACUGUCCUGGUGUUCUACCUGCCAUCAGACUGUGGUGAGAAGAUCACCCUCUGUAUCUCAGUCCUACUGUCACUCACUGUCUUCCUCCUGCUCAUCACUGAGAUCAUUCCCUCCACUUCCUUGGUCAUUCCACUCAUUGGUGAGUACCUACUCUUCACCAUGAUCUUUGUCACACUCUCUAUUGUCAUCACUGUCUUUGUCCUCAAUGUUCACCACCGAUCUCCAGGAACCCACAUCAUGCCCCACUGGGUGAGGGUUGCCUUUCUGGGCUGUAUACCCCGAUGGCUUUGGAUGAAUCGGCCCCUUCCUGUCCUGGAGCUCCAUCACAAUCCUGUCCAAAAGCUCAGUACCACUCAUUGUUGGCUGGACACCAAUGUAGAUGAGGAUGAGAAAGAGGGUGAAGAGGAGGAAGAAAGCUGGGAAUUUUCUGGCCAUUCAUCACCAGUAAUUGAUACCCUCUGUUGUCACUGUGGCCAUCACCAUGGUUCUCCAUGUUCCAAGACAGGGAUUCAAUUGCCAAAGACUGGAUUCCUUUUGCCCCCCAGCAUCCAAAAAGCCUUGGAAGGUGUGCACUAUAUUGCUGAUCACCUGAGGACUGAGGAUGCUGAUUUUUCGGUGAAGGAAGACUGGAAGUACGUUGCCAUGGUGAUUGACCGCAUAUUCCUCUGGAUGUUCAUCAUUGUUUGCUUCCUUGGGACCAUUGGCCUCUUUCUUCCUCCGCUUGUAGCUGGCAUGAUCUAAAAGCACAAGUCUUGAUCCAAGGGUGAUGCCUUCUAGCUUCUCUGGUAUUUGUAACUAUAUUUGCAUUUUCACUAAGACAUUGGGGGAAUAGGAGGUACUAAUUCAGCCAGUCAUUUGAGAGUUGGUGUAAUGAGGUCGCUGGCUAUUCCAUCGUGGAAGUCUCAUUCUGGAACUUAUCUACCAUGAAGCUGAUGAUUAUUUCAUUCAUUCAUUCAGCAAAUAUUGAGUACCUGUUGUAAGCAUAGCAUUAUCCUAUGUAUCAGUGGGAACAUGAAAAAAAAAAAGAUGUAGUCCCUGCUCUCCAGGAGCUUACAAUCUACAUGGAACAGUUAAGAUACAAUACAAGGUAUUGAUUAGACUGGGGAAAUGAAUGAGACUCACUACAAGGUCUAUAGCAAUGGAAUGGGAGGAGGACUGGAAAUGUUGGCCGAUGUGGGAGGAGAAGACAAAAGUUGGACUUUGAAAAGUAGAGAUGAUUUGGGCAAGUGGAGGGAGGGAAUUCUAGGAUUGCUGGUGUGAGGGAAAAUAGAAAUGAACAGAAACUUAUUGUGAAAACAAGCAUGGAUUAUAGGAUCACAGAUGUAAACCUCAAAGAUCAGCUUGUACAUCUUCAUUUUAUAGAUGAGGAAACUGAGGCUUAUAGAGGUUAUGACUUGUCCAAGGUCAUACAGAUAGUAAGUUGACAAGUCAAGCUUUGAAUCUAGAAUCUCCAAACCCAACACUCUCCACUGAAUUAUGCUGGGUCAGUAAGGAGAUUGUCCUGGUUGGAGUAGAGAAUGUUGGAGAAUAAUCAGAAGCAUCAUUGGAAAGGUAGUUUGGGGGUUCAUAAGAAAGGGGCUUGAAUAUCAGUUUGAGAAAUUUGGACUGGAAGGAUAAGGAAAACAUUGGAGGUGUUUGAACAAAUGAGUGACAUUGAGAAAUCAGUGUUUUAGGAAGCUUUGUCUAGUGGAGAGGUGGCAUAGUAUAGUGGAUACAGAGUCAGCCUUGAAACCAGAAAGACUUGGGAUCUAGUCCUGUGCAAAAACAUAGUGGCUGUGUGACCCUGGGACAAAUCAAUUAUCUUCUCAGCUCUCCAUCAGCUCUCUAAGAUUUUAAGUUUCAGGGUAGGUGCCAAUCUUUACUUCAACUCUGAGUCUUAGAAAGUUGUCCAAGGAUUCCAUUCUAGUCCCAUUACUUACACCUCUUGAUUCUGGACCGCUCACUGAUUUCAUUCAUAUUUGACUUCUCUUCUGGUUUGUGAAUAAAGGCCUAACUCUCACGCCUAUUUUGAUGCCAUUUUCACCUGAUGUAUCUUUAUAAAUUAUCAUCUAAGCCCCACCAUCUUGGUUAAGCAUUUUUAUUCCUUCCCACUGUUAUUUGAUGGCAUAUGCCCCUGCUUCCAGCAACAACUCCUGGAAUCCCAACUGAGCUAACACUGAUGUCAGGUUAUAGCCACCCAUCCUGAUCAAGUCUCUCUGGACCAAAAGCUAAAGAACCCCUUAACAACCCUGUGGCUACUUCACUGUUCCCUACCCAGGACCAGUACCUGCCCUCUGAUCCUCCUCCUGCAGGAAAGGGAGGUACACUGAACAUUGAAACCAAUUCAUUUCUUCCAGGAGCAUAAUUCAAUGUCAAUAGAAAUGUCAUAGAACAGGGUUGGGGGGAGGGAGGUGGAGAAGAGGAAUCAAUCCAACCACAAAACAAAUGGUACAUUUUUAAUUCAACCACAAAUCAAAUAGAAAGAAGAUGGAAGAGUGUUUUACGUAAACAACCAAAAAAAUAAAGGAGGGGAGGAAGGGAGAGACGGAGAGAGAA